AUGGAGUCAGAGAGUGCUAUGUCAAAACAGAUGAACAUAGCAAUGAAAGGCCAUUCAAGUUUUUAUAACAGCAAGUUGGCUCAAAACCUAGCCAAUUUUCUUAAAUGUCCUUUUAUCAACGGAGAUGAUAUCAUCCCGGCCAUCCAAAAAUCUCUUCCUUCCACUUCCUAUAGAAGAUUCUCCAAAUAUAGCAAUAUCGAUUUGAUAAUCGAUAUUGUCUCUCAAAUCUCUACAACCCAGCUCAAUUUGAAUCUUAAUGUUAUCAUCAAUAUGGAGUUUUCUCAACCUACUCAUUACGACCGAUUGGUGAAGCUAGCAAAUUCCACUGGGGCUACCUUGAUCAUCAUCCAUGGGAAAACUGAAAACGAUCAAGGUGGUCAUGAUGUUGGGGUUGGACAUGUUCCUACAGUCAGCAUUGACACUACAAAACCGUUUAUUGUGGAAGACUUGGUUAGUCUCAUCCUACAAGCAGCAAGAAGGAAUGAAAGCAUAGAUGUUGAUCUCGAGCCCAAAGGUGAUGAGAUUGUUGCUCCUCCAUCAGAUCAUAAUAAAAGGGAUGAAAGGGAUUUGGGAGACAUGCAUGUCCAUGAAUUUGAGUUGUCUAAGGAGCCAAAGAAAGAAAAGCUGACCUGCACCAAGUGCGAAAACUUGAUCAUUUCAGGACCGACCUAUCAUUAUGUAGAGUGCGAUGACUUCAUCCUUCAUAAAGAUUGUACCGAGUCUCCAACUUUGUUAAACCUUAAGGAGCAUCGAUUUUCGAUGAAAAAUCCACCCAAUAAAUAUGAUUUCUCCUCACGGAUAGAUGGAUGCCAAUUUUGUCAUGAAUUCAGAUCGAGCUAUCCUGAUUGCCUCCUCCGAGCCAAUGUCAAAGGUGCAUACUUACCAACAAUAUAUAAGUAUAGUGAUCACGAGCAUCCUCUCAACUUUAUCAUCAUGCCAUUCUCAUUUAACUUCCAAUACAAGUGUUGUGCAUGUGAUGGGAUGGGAAAAUUUGUUAGCUACAAAUGUUUCCAAUGUAACUACGACCUCCACACCAAGUGUGCUUUAGUGAUCACCAAGGAUGUGAUUCUACAUCGUAUAAACCUUUUAAAGAAAGUUCUUAACAGUUCUGAUUCUCUUGGGUUUUGGAGGGAUCGUCGUAUCGAGUUUGCUUCAGUGAUCACCAAGGAUGGAAUUCUACAAGAAGUAAACCGCCUUAGAACAGAGGCUAAACAAAAUUACAAUUUUCUGGAUAAGUCGUUAGUCUUUGUUUGCCUCACGGAACAAGAAAGGAUUGUUAUCGGUAAUUGUUUGAAGAUUUAUGCUAGGAUUCAUGAAGAGUUGGACAUAAUUUCGGAGGAUCUCAAUGCCUACUCCAUCAACGAAACUCUUCCACUACAACAUGCUAACUAUCCCAAAACCCGAAUCGAAUUUUUCAAUGAUGUGAUUGGGUUGUCCUAA
This is a messenger RNA of Dovyalis caffra, 1440 nucleotides long. Lineage: Eukaryota; Viridiplantae; Streptophyta; Magnoliopsida; Malpighiales; Salicaceae. The record is from the annotation of a GenBank genome assembly.